GUACAAUUGUGUGCGUGUUUUUCUACUCUGUUCUGCGUUCUUGUCCCUAUGUCGGGUAGCAUGAGUUACAGUCAGGUGUCCAAACAGCUUGUGACCUAUCAGGGCGACUCAGACGAGGAGGACGCGAACUCGAAGGCAAAAUUCAGUGAUGACAGCGAACCAGACAAUUCCGAAGUCGCGUCGGCCAGCGCGAGUCCGAUUCUCUCGUCCGGAGGUCUCGUGCAAUUCCAACGCAGUUCGAGCGCAUCGACGUCAUUGCUGAGGAAUGUGCUCGUAAGGACCCGGAUACAGGCUGCUCCCGUUGUGUCAUUGGUCUCUUACGCGCGGGAGGGCGAUGACUCAGGCAGUGAGAGUGAAGAUGAAAUGACGGAAAAAUGUCCAACGACUAUCCCACAAGUCACAUUCUCUAUCCACUUCAAGAUGACUUCGAAGCCUUAG
This is a messenger RNA of Corticium candelabrum, 438 nucleotides long. RefSeq lists its product as uncharacterized. NCBI's taxonomy places the organism in Eukaryota, Metazoa, Porifera, Homoscleromorpha, Homosclerophorida, Plakinidae. The transcript is spliced from 3 exons. The record is from RefSeq and is a predicted model, not a curated record. Bases 49 to 438 code for a protein of 129 amino acids.